GCGGCGGCGGCUCUGCCGAGGUGACAAUGUGCUAGGAUCCCUCGCAAGAUCUCCGGUGCUUCCUCGGCCUGGGCGUCCGCUCUCGGCGCGCUCGCGGAACCCUCCGGCCGCCGCUGCGCUAUGAGGGAGCCUCUCUGGGGCUGGCCGAGGCCGGAGCCGGCUUGCUCUGCUGGCGGGGAAGUGUGAAGAGAGGCGCGGGCGGGAGCUGCGUGCGGUGCUCGCGGGCCGGCGCGGGUUCCAGGUGAGCGCGGGCUCCGCGCGCCCGGCACUCGGCUCAGCCCCCGGCGCCUGCCGAGCUCCAUCGGAGGCUGAAUCCCGUGUGUGGAUUGCCGUUUCCUCUUCGCGGGAUCCUUGGCCACAAUAGCAGAUGCAUUUUGUGGGAGCGUUUUGAGAAUGAAUGUUUGUGUAUCAUUUUGAAGUUGCCAAGUGCCACAUACAUGGAAUGCAUCCUGCUUUUAUCUUGGAGUUCAUCUCUGUGGCUUGGAUUUAUCACAAUAGCAUUUGCCUUCCAACUGUGUGUUAACUAGAAAUCAAGAAAGACAUGAGGAGAUUUGUUUACUGCAAGGUGGUUCUAGCCACUUCGCUGAUGUGGGUUCUUGUUGAUGUCUUGUUACUCCUGUACUUCAGUGAAUGUAACAAAUGCGAUGACAAAAAGGAGAGAUCCCUGCUACCCGCAUUGAGGGCUGUUAUUUCGAGAAACCAAGAAGGGCCAGGAGAAAUGGGAAAGGCUGUGUUGAUUCCUAAAGAUGACCAGGAGAAAAUGAAAGAGCUGUUUAAAAUCAAUCAAUUUAACCUUAUGGCCAGUGAUUUGAUUGCCCUUAACAGAAGCCUGCCGGACGUAAGGUUAGAAGGAUGCAAGACAAAAGUCUACCCUGAUGAACUUCCAAACACAAGUGUAGUUAUUGUGUUUCAUAAUGAAGCCUGGAGCACUCUCCUGAGAACAGUGUACAGCGUGAUAAAUCGUUCCCCACACUAUCUGCUCUCUGAGGUCAUCUUGGUAGAUGAUGCCAGUGAAAGAGAUUUUCUCAAGUUGACAUUAGAGAAUUACGUGAAAAAUUUAGAAGUGCCAGUAAAAAUUAUUAGGAUGGAAGAACGCUCUGGGUUAAUCCGUGCCCGCCUUCGAGGAGCAGCUGCUUCAAAAGGGCAGGUCAUAACUUUUCUGGAUGCACACUGCGAAUGCACAUUAGGAUGGCUGGAGCCCUUGCUGGCGAGGAUAAAGGAAGACAGGAAAACAGUUGUUUGUCCUAUCAUUGAUGUGAUCAGUGAUGACACCUUUGAAUAUAUGGCUGGGUCAGACAUGACUUACGGGGGUUUUAACUGGAAACUGAAUUUCCGCUGGUAUCCUGUUCCCCAAAGAGAAAUGGACAGGAGAAAAGGAGACAGAACAUUACCUGUCAGGACCCCUACUAUGGCUGGUGGCCUAUUUUCUAUUGACAGAAACUACUUUGAAGAGAUAGGAACUUACGAUGCAGGAAUGGAUAUCUGGGGUGGAGAGAAUCUUGAAAUGUCUUUUAGGAUUUGGCAAUGUGGAGGCUCUUUGGAAAUUGUGACUUGCUCCCAUGUUGGUCAUGUUUUUCGGAAGGCCACUCCAUAUACUUUCCCUGGUGGCACUGGUCAUGUCAUCAACAAGAACAACAGGAGACUGGCAGAAGUCUGGAUGGAUGAAUUUAAAGACUUCUUCUACAUCAUAUCCCCAGGUGUUGUCAAAGUGGAUUAUGGAGAUGUGUCAGUCAGAAAAACACUAAGAGAAAAUCUGAAGUGUAAGCCCUUUUCUUGGUACCUAGAAAACAUCUAUCCGGACUCCCAGAUCCCAAGACGUUAUUAUUCACUUGGUGAGAUAAGAAAUGUUGAAACCAAUCAAUGUUUAGACAACAUGGGCCGCAAAGAAAAUGAAAAAGUGGGUAUAUUCAACUGUCAUGGUAUGGGAGGAAAUCAGGUAUUUUCUUACACUGCCGACAAAGAAAUCAGAACGGAUGAUUUGUGCUUGGAUGUUUCUAGACUCAAUGGACCUGUAAUCAUGUUAAAAUGUCACCAUAUGAGAGGAAAUCAGUUAUGGGACUAUGAUUCUGAGAGACUCACCUUGAGACAUGUUAACAGUAAUCAAUGUCUCGAUGAACCUUCAGAAGAGGACAAAAUGGUGCCUACCAUGCAGGACUGUAGUGGAAGCAGAUCUCAACAAUGGCUCCUAAGGAACAUGACCCUGGGGGCAUGAAGACCCUUCCCCUCAAGCCAUGAAAGUGUCUAUGCUUUUGUUUUUUCAUUAUUUCAAUUAGGGAAAAAGAUUAACUUCUUUGAAUUGAGAGUUUUAAAAAUCCUUUUAGCAUUCUAAAACACAGUUGUUUAUAAUUUAUUUUUAGGAAUGUUUGCUUAUUUCCCUACUAAAAUUUGUAUCUCAUCAAAGAAGCACAUAAAAAAAUACAAACAAGAGCAAACCAUUAUUAAAUAUCAGAACACCUUGAAAAUCAAAUUGUGUUUGCUUCAAAAAAAAUUUGUAUUGCCCUCUUGUUAUAUGGUUAGUUAGGGGUUCUUUUAUUUUUUGUUGUCAUAGUAAUCGAAAGAAAGAUAAUGUAAAUGCCUUAUAAAAUGACUUCAUUAUGAAAUAUUAUCGAUUGCUUUAUAAACUCACCUUUCUACUAGAGACUUCAUGGAAACAUGUUGAAUUUCUACUUUGACAACAGGGCCACAUAUUGGAUUAUUUCUAAACGAUGAAUUAAUCUUAUAAAAUGUUCGUUCUAAAUUUUAUACCAGGAAAAAAAUUAAAUUGGAUAUUGAACUCAUAGAGUCUUUACAAAAGCAUUGCAUUUAAACAAAUGUGAAUUUAAAACAGAGAACUUGAAAAUUCAAUGUAAAGUACAUGAAAUAAGAAAGUAACAAGGCAUUGAGGAGAAAAAGGUGAAGCUAAACUGCAACAUAAAUCAUUGUUGAGAGGUACUGUGGCUGGUUUGGAAUCAUUUCUAGUAUGGGCUAAAGCUAAACAAUCUCUCUCUGCAGAGCUGGCAUCAGAAAUGCAAUCCUUAACUGCUAGUGUUGUUUCCAUAAGCUCCACCAUCCCUUUUCUCUUUAGACUACAGCUUGCUUCUUAUGCUGUAUGGAAUUGUAGGCCAAGUAGGGAGCUUUAGACAUAUUUUUUAACUAUUGCAUUUAAAUUUGAGUUACGUCUCUAUUGUCCUUUUAGUUUUAUGUUUUUUAAAAAGAAUACAUUACUAUUGGAAUUUCAUUGCUAUGCUACAACAUCUAAUGUUUUCCUCAUCCGGGGAAUACACUCAAGACACAAUCUAAGCUUUUAUUUUAAUUAAACUACUGGAUUCAUUUGCUAUCAACUAUGACCCAAAGAUUACAGUCAUAGUUAAGCUAGCUUCGCAUGUUUUUUUUUUUAUCUUAAAACCUUAUGUGUUCAAAAUACAUGAUCGCCAGACAUGAAAAGGAAAAACAAUCAGUGAGAUUGUUAUUAAGUUUUUGCUUUUGACAUCAUUUUUAAAUUCCCAUAAAGUUUGCCAUAUAUAUGUAUUUUAUUCAUUAUAAAUAAACUCAGCGGCUAAGUGAAAUGUGGAGGGGGGACGGAAGACGUGUUCUCUAAAGUGGAAGAUUCCCCGUCUUUGGUUGUCAUUUUUAUUUAAAGAGCUUUUAUUGAAAGUAUUAAUCACUUUCAUUAUACACAAAUUCAUUCUCUCUCUCUGUCUCUCUCUCUCUCUUUCCCACCUACAAUGCAUACGCAGAACUUUAUAAUGAAAAAGAGGACAUUUUCUGAUGACAAGCCAAAUCUUGAAUGAUUUUCCUAGCUGGCAUUUGUGCUCUUUUGACUUUAUAUUACUACAACUCUAGGGAAUACUUUGACAACCUGGAGCAUUUUGGGUUUGCUUUUUAAAGUAUAGAUAUCUCUCACAGCAAAGUCUCUGGAAGUCACCAAAUCUAAAAUUAUAAGCAAAAUUUUGAAUGUCAGAGCAUUUUUAUUCUGAGGAGAGAAUCUAUAGCUUACAAGAAGCUUAGAAAGAAAGUUGUACCUCCCCAAAGAAAAAACAUUUCCUUAAAUUGAUAAUGGUCUCCCAAGUCCACUAAGGUAUGAUUUAUCAAUCCUGUUUUUCAUCUGUUUCUCCCCUCUUUUUUGUCCUGAAUAAAAUAAGGGGAAAUAUGGCCUGGCACAGACUCCUUCUCAAACUUAAAAAGCUUAAACUCUCCAGGACUAUUUUAAACAAUAUGUUCCACUUUAUUGUUGGUUUGUCAGUCAAAACGCAUGUUAUUGAGAAACGGUCAAUGGCAAAUUUUUAAAAAUGGCUACUCCAUCACAGCUGAAUUUGAAGCAUUUUUAGCAGCAUUUUAAAUAUUUGAAAGUUCAUUGUGGUCAUAUUGAAAAUAUAUUAAAAACUAAAACUGUAAGAGUUUCAUUCUAAAGAAGAAUUUUCAAAGGAUCUUCAAACAAUUUCAACAGGUAUCAUUAUAGUGUCUAACAAACUAAAAAUUUGACAUUAAAUUUUACAAAAUACCCCAAACCAGAAAGCAAUGACUAACAUUCAUUUUUUAAAAAUAUUUUUUGUCUUCUAUACAGUUAACACCACAAUUGGCCUCAUAAUGCAUUUGUCUUACACAUCUCUCAUACAUAGAGCUAGACUCAAGGAUAUUUCAAAUUAUUUCAAACCAUGGCCUUCUGUGCUCCUCCUUGUCUCAGUCAGUGCAACUUCAACCUCCCAGAUGCUCAGGUCAAAGAUCUACAGUUACUUUUGACUCCAUGCUUUCUAUUUCAACUUUUACUUAUCCAACAGCAAAUUCCCUUGAUACUAUCUUCAAAAUAUAACUAGAAAUGAAUAACUUGCCACCACAUCCACUGGGUGUCACUACCUCUAACAUUUUUAAUUGCAAUAUGUUUAUCAUUGCCCCCUCUUUACUUCCUAAUUUUUGUCCUAACAGUCUUUUCUCAAUACAAUAGCCGUAUUAAUCUUGUUAAACAUUAAUUGUAUGGUCUAACCUUUCUGCUCCCCAUCUUCUAAUGAAUGACUUUUCUUUUUCCCCCCAGUAGCCUUCAAGGUCCUUCAUGACACCUCUCUUCAUACUCAUCCUCACAACCUCCCCUGUCUCUCUCACGGCAUACACAGACACAGACACACACAGACACACAUUCUGGCUCCAUCUCUUAUCUCUUGACAUCCCAUUUCUUAUUUACUUCACUUUGGUUCCCAAGCACAUCUUACCUUAGAGUUUUGUUCUCUCUGUCCCAUAGAACCCACUUUCUUAAGUCUCGUCUAAAUAUGAUCUCAUCAGUAACACAAACCCUACUCCUGCCUACCCUCCAAUCCCCUGUACCUCUGAAAAACUAUAACUUUGCAUCCUGAUUUCUGUCAACUCUUUUAUCUCCCCAUUCCCCAACACUCCCAUCACACAACCUAAAAUGUAAGUCCCAUAAAGACGGGAGUUUUGUCACUUUUCUUCACUGUAGUAUCCCCAGCAUCUAGCAUAGUUCUUGGCACAUACUAAGUAUUCCUUUAACAUUUAUAGAAUUAAUAAAUUGAAAAAUGGGUGUUAAAAUUGCUAAGUGUGAUUGUAUCAUACCUUUUGUUUUAAAUUUUAAAAUGUAUUUAGACAGGAUUUCCAUAACUGUCUCUCCAAAUGACAUUUUUCUUUCUAAUAUUCUUCAUAUUAACAUGUGGACUACAUGUUGUCUCUGUGCUAAAAUAUCCUGCCUUAGGGACAUAAAAUAGACAUUUUAUUAAAAUGCUGCUAUAUAUUAUAUAAGUUGCUUCAUGAAAACUAAAAAUAAUUUUUUUUUGGUUGUGUGCAAUGGCCACCUGAAGGUGUAAGAUUCUGACUUUUAGAAGAGAGAUUUAUUGUUCUCUUAAAAUCAUAUGUAUUUUCAUGCUUUCAUAAGAGCUAUUGAUAAAUUUAUUUUCUAAGUACAAGUCAAUGAAGGAAACACAAUUUUAGAAUCUUUAAAGGACUUUACAGAUGAUCUAUUCUUAGUUUCUCUGUUUAUAGAUAAUGAGACUGAGACUCAGAUUUGUAAUAUAGCUUGCACAGAGACCAUAUAGCUACAGGAACUAUAGGACUCCUCAUUGUUAAUAUAAACUUAUACUAUCAUUCAAAAAGAUUAUAGAAAUGGAACAAUAAUGGGGAAAAAAACUUCAUUAAAUAUGUUGGGAUCAGGACCUUAAUUUUUCAGAAGUACUUAAAAUCUUACUACCUUUCAUUUUUAAGUAAAAUUAGUUCCAUAAAAUAAAAGCACAGGCCAUAAGUAAAGACCUGCAGCAAAAGUAAAGAAAUUACCAGGAAAUAGCAUGAUUAUAGGGACAUCCUAAAAUCACUGGGAAACUGGCUUUCAGGGAAGCAAAGACUCUUCAGCAUUAACUAAUGGAAAAUACUCUCUACUCACUGUCGUUUUCCUUACAAUUAUCUUCACUUUUAAAGUAAGGUUAGCCUACAGCUUACACAGAGAAUUAGACCAUCAAUUACUGUGAACACUGGGUAAGUUCUAUUUUAUGCAGCUUCAAACACCGCAGGAUAAUCAGUGGAGAUUUCUUUACUUCCCAGUGGAGCUCUGUAGAGUGUAGUAAAUGCAACCUACAAAUUUGAUUCUUCCAUAGUGCUUAGAAAUGGCCUAAUAAAUACAAAGAAAAAGAAAAGGAAAGACAGAGGAAAAAAUAACUACCACAAUAAAACAACAGCAUCGUCUUUGCAUUUUUAAAAAAAGAAUUGGUGGGAGGCUAGAAACAUAAUACGAAUUUGUUCCAUAAACUUCAAAAUAUUGGCUCCCUCCCUGCACUGUUUCCACCACUUGAGAAAUGAUGAUCUUAUCUGAUCACAUUUUACUUGCAUCUCAUUUAUAGAUGCUACAUCUACUCUAGAAGGAGGCAAAAUAUGUUUGCAUUCCUAAGUUACAAUGUAUAUUGAUUUCACAAAUAUGAAGAAUUUAAGAAACUCAAGACCUUAAAGGAUGUGUCACCAUCCACAAGCUGUCAUCUGCAUAGCAGAAAAAAUUCAAUUAGGUCUUAAAAUAACCUUGUGUUUCAGGAUUCAGCUGAAGCCCAUUUCCCCUAAGAUGUUAAAGUAUGGAAUAGAUAAAAUCAGCCACUCUAUGUACAGUACAUGGACACAUCUGUCGUGACUAUACUAUGUUCAAACUGCUAUUAAAUAUAAGCUAUUGUAUGGAUUUAAGGUGUUGAAUGAACACCAGCAAUGUGUAAUUUGUGUAAAUUUGUGCCCAAAUUUGUUUUAUAUUGUUCAAUAAAUUCUCAAGGCAACUUUCAUUGUAUUUGUUUGAAAAAAGAAAAAUCCCUCUGAAAUACUAGUGUUCAGGGCAGCUCGUUUGUUUACUAUCUUUUAAGAUAAAGACCACUUCUAUGAGACUUCUGUCAUCAUUAUGUGAAGCUGUCACUUUGUUUUUGUUUUUAGCUAGGAAGAACAAUUCACUUAAUAUUUUGUUUCUGUUGAGUUAGAAUGAGAAUGGGAAAUUAGAUGAUUAAGACGAUAUCUAUAAUGUUUUUAAAAAUGAGAUUUUCAUCCUGCAUUCAAUCUGUGUAAAAAUGAGCGUGAGCUGCUGCUUGGUUCCAGUUGUACUUUCAGCUAAAAAUAGCACAAGCAGGGGAGAAAAAAAAGGACUUGAUGAUCACAUAGUUUUUUUUUUAAGCUUUUGUUUAUUUUAGUCAGUGUAGCCACAGCUAGAAAAAAAAGUAAUUUCAAAAAUGUUUUAGAUUUAUGCUUGACACAUGGUUCUUUCACAUCUAUAAAAGUAGACUGUGCAUAAAGAAUGACACAUUUUAAAUAUUGUAAUCAUUACUAAAUGGUAUAAUUGUUCUUUUGCUGUAAAUUUAAAUAUUUAUACAUUUUUGUAGAAUUAAAAUAUGCCAAUUUAGUUUUCUUUGGUAUAUGUUGUCUUUUUAAAAAAAAAAUUGUUAGCAUUUCAAAUAG
This is a messenger RNA of Nycticebus coucang (slow loris), 7893 nucleotides long. RefSeq names its product polypeptide N-acetylgalactosaminyltransferase 13 (gene GALNT13). Gene Ontology annotation, cellular component: Golgi apparatus. The coding region runs from base 542 to 2212 and encodes 556 amino acids. NCBI's taxonomy places the organism in Eukaryota, Metazoa, Chordata, Mammalia, Primates, Lorisidae. The transcript has 13 exons. The record is from RefSeq and is a predicted model, not a curated record.